This is a messenger RNA of Octodon degus (degu), 753 nucleotides long. RefSeq names its product biliverdin reductase A (gene Blvra). The record is from RefSeq and is a predicted model, not a curated record. The coding region runs from base 1 to 642 and encodes 213 amino acids. The transcript has 5 exons. Gene Ontology annotation, molecular function: nucleotide binding; biliverdin reductase [NAD(P)H] activity; zinc ion binding. NCBI's taxonomy places the organism in Eukaryota, Metazoa, Chordata, Mammalia, Rodentia, Octodontidae. Gene Ontology annotation, biological process: heme catabolic process.
AUGAGGCAGUUCCUUGAUGCCGGCAAGCACGUGCUCGUCGAGUACCCCAUGACCCUGUCUCUCGUGGCAGCCCAGGAACUGUGGGCCCUGGCCGAGCAGAAAGGAAAAGUCUUACAUGAAGAGCAUGUGGAACUCUUGAUGGAGGAAUUUGCAUUUCUGAAAAAAGAAGUGGUGGGGAAGGAGCUGCUGAAAGGGUCCCUUCUCUUCACAGCUACUCCCCUGGAAGAACAGCGGUUUGGCUUCCCUGCCUUCAGCGGCAUCUCUCGCCUGACCUGGCUGGUCUCUCUCUUUGGGGAGCUUUCUCUUGUGUCUGCCAACCUGGAAGAGCGGAAGGAAGAGCAGUAUAUGAAAAUGACUGUGUCCCUGCAGACCAAGAACAAAUGUCCGCUGACGUGGAUUGAAGAGAAAGGGCCUGGCCUUAAGCGAAACAGAUAUUUAAGCUUCCAUUUCAAAUCUGGGUCUCUGGAGAAUGUCCCAAAUGUGGGAAUCAAUAAGAACAUUUUCCUGAAAGAUCAAAAUAUUUUUGUCCAGAAACUCUUGGGCCAGGUCUCUGAGAAGGAGCUGGCUGCUGAAAAGAAACGCAUCCUGCACUGCCUGGCGCUGGCAGAAGAAAUCCAGAAGGUCUGCCGUGCCAAGAAGUAAGAGGAGGAAGCGGCAUGGUGCCUCGCGGUUGGGAACAGCAUUUGGGCUUCAUCACGAGUCGACCUUUAAUGCUGUUCUUCUGAUUAAACACAACACGCUGGGUACACAGGA